Messenger RNA from Hydra vulgaris (swiftwater hydra), 1405 nucleotides. Lineage: Eukaryota; Metazoa; Cnidaria; Hydrozoa; Anthoathecata; Hydridae. The record is from RefSeq and is a predicted model, not a curated record.
UUUUAAACCAAUAAAAGAAACUGUAUCUUAAGUAUUUCGGCGCCCGAAAUGAAUCUUAUUUGGCAUGUGGCAUGGUUUUUUAGUUCAAAAACUAAUCCUCGACCAAACUGGUCAGGUUAUAUGAUGCAUACUACAUCACAAUCAACAACAACUUAUGAAAAAGCGUCCAUCAAGAUUUUACUUAUUAUUGAAUUAAAUUCUUCAGAUGAAACGUGCAUAUAUUCUACACUGUUGUUCAUUAUUGAUGAAGCUAAUAAAUAUAAAAUAGUUACUGUCUGCGUUACGUUUGAUCAAUCUUUGUGGCAGAAAGCGCUCGGUGUUAUAAAAGAUCAGAACCUCAAUAUAAUAUGCCGACUUAGAGGAUUUCACACAAUGAUGAGCUUUCUUGGCAGCAUUGGAAAACUAAUGACAGGAAGUGGCCUGGAAGAGGUUUUAGAGCAAGUUUACUCUGAAGAUACGGUAAAACAUAUCCUUAAAGGAAAAGCUGUUGCAAGAGCCAUUAGAGGUCACAUGUUGGUCCAGAGUGUGUUGAUGAGUCAUAUUAUAGAUAUUUUAGUUGACAAAUCAAAACUAGAUAUAUCCGGACUUGAAUGCACUUAUAAAAUGGCAAUGCAAAAUGUUAUGAACAAGGAAGAGUUAAUCAGAUUUGGUAAUACAGAUGCUUUCAAAAAUAUAGAAUGUGCUAUAUUAACCGAUACGAAAAAAAAGUCACAUGAAUCACGAACAGCAAAACUUUGGAUCUUGUACAUAUACUAUAUUGGAAUCAUUAAGGAAUUUUUAGUUGCAGAGAGAACUUGUAACUGGUACUUGCAUCUUCAAGCAAUCUCAAAAAUGCUAAACUUAUUUGCUGCAUCAGGAAAUUCAAAGUAUGCCAAGUCCUCUAGGUUAUACUUGAAAGAAAUGCAACAUCUUUCAGAAACAAAUCCGUGGUUACACCAACAAUUUUUAGAUGGUUGUCACGCAUUGCGCCAAUCUGCAAGGUAUUGUGCUGGCCUAUCUUCUGAUCUUGUAAUUGAGCAGACCCCGAUGCUUUCUUUAAAAUGCAAUGGUGAUUUAACUAGAAGUAGAGGAUUUGAUAAAAACGUAUGCAAUCUAUGGAUAAUGAGCAACUGUUGUUCUGCAUGUGUUCAUGAAGCAAUGUAUAAAUUAUCUGGAUUAGGCAUCGGAGUUAUGGAAAACAAUAAAGAAUGGGUAUUAAAAGAUUAGUAUGUGAUUAUAAACAGUGUGAGUUGUUUUAUGUUGUUAUAUGGUUUGCUGUCAGAAAUCCAUUCAAUAUUAAUGAUAAAAAUCUAUAUUCAUUAUCUACGGGUGUUGUGUCAGUGAAUAGUGAAGAUCUUGUCAAUUGUGAAGAGGCUGAGAACAUAUGCGUUCCUCUACAAACUUGUCUCGACGGUCUUAAGUUCAA